Messenger RNA from Melanaphis sacchari, 1950 nucleotides. RefSeq lists its product as uncharacterized. The record is from RefSeq and is a predicted model, not a curated record. The transcript is spliced from 5 exons. Lineage: Eukaryota; Metazoa; Arthropoda; Insecta; Hemiptera; Aphididae. Bases 1 to 1950 code for a protein of 649 amino acids. Gene Ontology annotation, molecular function: protein dimerization activity.
AUGAACGAAAAUGAAACGAAAAAAAGAAUUCGUAAUUGUGUUUUUAACGAUGAAUGGUUAAAAGAUCAAAUAUUUUCUGAUUGGAUCGCUAAACACAAUAACCCUAAUAAAGCACGAUGUAUAUUAUGUCAGACAGUUUUUAGUGUUAAGUAUGAUGGCGUUAAAGCUGUAAAAACACAUCAAGAAUCAAAAAAACAUGAAGAAUCCGUCAAUUCUAUAAAUAAAUCGUCCACUAUAAAAAAGUUUUUUCCUACAAAGAAUGAUAAAGAUGAAGACAAAAUAGCAGCCGUUGAACUGAGUAAGUGUUUUCAUGUAGUUAAACACCAUCAAAGCUAUCUUUCCAGCGAUUGUGGAGUAAAAUUAGAGUCGAAACAUUUCUCAGAUUCAACGAUAGCUAAUAAAGUCCACCUGGGUAGAACGAAAAUGGAAGCUAUCGUCAAAAAUGUACUAUGUCCGUUCGCUAUUGAAAAAGCAGUAAUAAAACUCAAAUGUCCUACUCCUAUUCCCUUUUCUAUAUCUACAGACGCUUCAAAUAAGGGAAAUAGAAAAUUUUUUCCAUUAGCGGUUAGGUUAUUUAAUUUUGAAGACGGAGUGAAAGAUUACCUUUUAGACUUUUACGAGGAACCAAACGAAUCUUCACAGUCAAUUUUUGACACGAUUACUUCUGCAAUUGAAUCUCUUGGCUUAGAUAUAAAAAAUAUAACAGCUUUUGGUGCCGAUAAUGCCUCUGUUAAUUAUGGAAAACAUUCAAAGCAUUCCAUGAAAGUUAUAAAAUACGAUGUAGAAACGUUGGUAUUAAAAGUUUUUAAUGAAUUUUCUAUGAGCUCCAAAAGAGUAGAUGAACUUAAAGAAUGUUUCGAAUUUGUACAACAGGACUAUCAUAAUGUAUUGCGACAUAUUCCGGUGAGAUGGCUGAGAAAAAAUGAAUGUGAUAAAAUCAUAUGGACAUUUAUUGAAGAUCAGAAAAAUGAACUUUCUGAACAGUUAACUUUAAGAGAAUGUUACAUUUGUUUAAGAUCUCAAAUUUUAAAUCGUAAAAAUGAUAAUUUCUUUGGAAUUGCAGUAACUACACGAUUACCUAAUCUUACUAGCAAAGAAAACGAUGCAUUUAAAUCUGAUGCUCUACAUACUUACAAACGUGCAUUAGAAUACCUCGAAAAAUGGUUUGAUUAUGAAAACUCUCCAUUCAAAAUGUUUUCGUGUUUGAAAUUAAGUGAAUUACCUAAAUUAACAGAUUUACUCGAUCUGGCCAAAUUAAUUAAGGUUCAUGUCAAUGGAGAUGAACUGUAUGAAGAGCUUAAUUUGAUAAAGUUAUUACCAAAUGAUAUCCUAAAUAACACAGAAUUCACUAGUUCGGAAAAAUGGGUAAAAUUUUUCCAAUCAUCUACUGCACAAUUAAAAAAUAUUAAACAAAUUGUACAGUAUGUAUUCUCGGUGCCGUGUAGCAAUGCAUUUGUUGAACGCGUUUUUAGCCACAUGAAUAGUUUGUGGACAGAUGAGCGCAAUCGAUUAGGAAUUGAUACAGUUAAAGCCGAACUAGUCAUAAGAAAUAACAUAACAUACAAUUGUUCAGAGUUUUUUGAUCAAAUACAAAAUGAAAAACAUUUAUUAAACGCCGUGAAAAAUGCCGCUAAAUAUAAAUUUAAAAAAGAAGAAAAAUUAUCUAUGCACAGUUUGCUUGAAGCAUUAACAACAUCAAAGUUAAAUGAUUCAUUUCCCAAUGUGGAAAUAGCUUUAAAACUUUUUGUAUCUAUACCAUGUUCAAAUGCUAGCGGAGAGAGAUCAUUCUCAGUUUUAAAGAGAGUGAAGAACUACCAAAGAACAUCAUUAUCUAAUGAAAAAAUGUCAUCCUUGGCUCUAAUGUCUAUUGAGAAUUGUGUUCUACAAAGUAUGGAUUGGAAUGGUUUUAUCAAAGAAUUUUCUGCACAAAAAGCUAGAAAAAAGUUGUAA